Molecule: messenger RNA, 1431 nt
Organism: Mycotypha africana
Lineage: Eukaryota; Fungi; Mucoromycota; Mucoromycetes; Mucorales; Mycotyphaceae
Product: cyclin-domain-containing protein
Exons: 2
Coding region: 98-1042 (314 amino acids)
Biological process (GO): regulation of cyclin-dependent protein serine/threonine kinase activity
Cellular component (GO): cyclin-dependent protein kinase holoenzyme complex; nucleus
Molecular function (GO): cyclin-dependent protein serine/threonine kinase regulator activity; protein kinase binding
Source: RefSeq, a predicted model, not a curated record
UUCUUUCUUUCUUUUUUUUUUUUUGUCGUUUUUCCUUCUUUACUGUACUUUUAUUACUAUUUAAAAUUACUAACAUUCAUACCUUUUACUUACUAUAAUGUCUAUAUCCCCUUCAACAUCUACUACAUCCCUAACUUCUCUUUCUUCUAGAUACUAUUAUGACCUUGUAAAAUUCCCGCAAGCGGAUACUAUAAAAAUCAUUACAUUCCUAUUAGAGCGUAUUACAAAAACAAAUGAUAAAAUUGCCAACAACAAUAGCAGUAACAAAAGGCAUCAGAAGGACAGCAACUCGCCUUAUGCUUUAUUCUAUGCUAAGGCCGUUCCAGUGAUUGAUAUACAUGCAUACUUUACUAGAAUUCUAAAAUAUUGUCCAUGCACAAACGAAUGCUUUUUAAGCUUGCUAGUAUACUUGGAUAGGAUGUCCAGUAAUUCGAAUGGUUUAAGAAUUGACUCUUACAAUAUUCAUCGAUUGAUUAUUACCGGCAUCAUGGUCGCUAGCAAAUUUUUCAGCGAUGUGUUUUAUACCAAUGCGAGAUAUGCAAAAGUUGGAGGCUUGCCUAUCAAAGAACUCAAUGCUCUCGAAUUGCAAUUUUUGAAACUUAACAACUUCCAGUUAAAUGUACAGGUUGAGGAGCUACAACAAUAUGGCAAUAAGUUACUCUGGCAUUGGGUCAACCAGUCAACGAGAUUAAGAAAACAACAAGAAUUGCAUCAACAUCAACUCAUGUCCUAUAAUAACACCAACACUGUAGCUACUGAGAAUAAUGAUACCAUACCUAUUGCCUACAACAACAAUAGUACCACUACAAAAGAGGAGCAUAAACAACUUCGUCAUCACUACCGUCAUCACUCUAUGAAUAGUACUACGGCCACCUGCUCGUCCCCUGCUUUGGUCACUUAUACCUCUCCAGCCACUCAUACCCCUACUAGCGGUAUACACUCCUGCUCCUCCAAUCUCAUGUUAUUUCGCCAUCAUCAUCACGAAAAGUCUGCUGUUGUUCCUACAAAAGAAUUUGUUGAUUCAGUUACCACAACCAUUUAAGCCCAUCGAUGGUUUUUUUCGGUGGUCAAAGCAUUACAACCCAACAAAUUCAACCAAUAAUUCCCUUCUCUGUAAAUAAUUUAACCGCUCUUUUUCCGUACACACCAAAAAAAAAUUAUUCUCUCUACAGUUCUAUACAUACACUUUUUUGUUGGUCUUUUACCCAUAUUUUUGCUUUUGUUUAAUUUAAAUACCUAUCUACACAUAUUUACAUCACUAUAGUCUACCAUAAUAAACGAAAAUUGCUGCUUAUUUUUGGUUGCUAAAAUUUGUUCUAAAGCCUGUUUAAAGCAUAACUAUCUGUCACACUUAAUAUGUGCAACAACGAUGCGAAAUGGCAAUAAUGUGUGAUACUGUGCUCAAUUUACCGAUUGUUUGAAAACCCCAGC